Messenger RNA from Plodia interpunctella (Indianmeal moth), 3661 nucleotides. RefSeq names its product hemocyte protein-glutamine gamma-glutamyltransferase-like. Gene Ontology annotation, biological process: peptide cross-linking. NCBI's taxonomy places the organism in Eukaryota, Metazoa, Arthropoda, Insecta, Lepidoptera, Pyralidae. Bases 100 to 3054 code for a protein of 984 amino acids. Gene Ontology annotation, molecular function: protein-glutamine gamma-glutamyltransferase activity. The record is from RefSeq and is a predicted model, not a curated record. The transcript has 9 exons.
CAGAGGAUCGCAACAUUCGCUCUGGUGUUAGCCCGGAGCACAGUGCGUUCCCGAAAAGGAACUUUGAUUAAGUCGUCUUCGUACAGCAUUUACGCCAAGAUGUCCAUGGUUCGAAGAUCUAGUAUGGACAGGAUGUCCUCCAGCAUGACGUCUAGCAUGACGGGAAUGGGACUUGGCGGUAUCACCGGAUUGACAUCGGGGAUGAGUACAUUGAGUUGCAUGAGAGAACAGCAGAUAACAAUCGGUGGAAUGCCUGCGAACUACGUUCCUGGACUAUCUGCCUACUAUAACAUCUCAAGCUUCUGCCAACGUCCCGGGCAAACCCGUCGCUGGCCCAUGCAACGCGCCGGACCGACGGCUCAACAUCGCCCAGGACGCUCACAUAGCACGGGAGCUCUGCACCGCAUGAAACAUUCAAUGAGGAAUAGUCCUAAUACCCAGUAUACGCACAAUCUUAUUUGCAAGAUGGCGGACCAAAAUGAAAGGAGACGUCGUCAAGAUACCAUGGAGAUGAUCCCCCAGAGCUAUUAUUCUCAACAACCCCUAAAGGUAGAACUCACUGAGUUCUACUCACGCGACAAUUCUAAGGACCACCAUACUGAACAGUAUGAUUUGGUGAAUGAUAACAUCCUACCGAAUCCGGUACUACGACGUGGUCAGAAUUUCUUCUUUGCGGUUCGUUUUGAUAGAACCUACGACAAGCAGCAGGAUAUGAUUCGAGUUGUAUUCUGUUUUGGUCCUAAACCCAGUGUAACUAAGGGUACGCGGGUGGUUCUACCAGUUAACUGGAGCACACAGCAAGGUGUUUUCCAACAUUCUCGCGACGUGAUGGGAAUGGGAUUGGGCAUGGGAUUGGGAAUGUCACGUAUACAAGACACUAGCACCGGGUUGGCUACAAUGGGAUCUAUGGGAACAAUGGGCACCAUGGGAUCAAUUGGUACCAUGGGCCCUAUGGGACCUAUGAGCGGCAUGAGGGAAACUACAACUUACGGGGUACGGCGCAGUUCAUUUAGUAAUGAACCUCUACCCCUGCAACAUAGUCCUCUCAGUCCCCACGGCCCUAUGGAUAGGCCUAUGUUGGAUCGUUAUGGUAAUACGACGCAGCAUUCUUCGUUUGGUCGUGGCUACGGAUCACGCCACGGUUCACGCCAUGGUUCUCGCCAUGGAUCAAUGCAGAAUCUGGCAUCUCUUGCUCAUGAUAUGGAUAGAUGGGAUAUCAGCAUUCAACGCCAAGAUGGGAAUACCAUUACGUUCCAAGUUCAUGUUCCUGCCACGGCUCCUGUGGGAGUAUGGAAUUGUUGGGUUCAAACCAACCGAUUUGGCCAGCGCGAUAAUCGCCACGACUAUAAAUGCGAUGAGGACGUUUACAUCUUGUUCAACCCUUGGUGUCGUGAGGAUCCUGUUUACAUGGAUAAUGAGUCGUCUAGGAAGGAGUAUGUACUCAAUGAACAAGGAAAGAUUUGGUGCGGUACAUGGCGCCAACCCAAGGGUAGGAAAUGGAUCUAUGGACAAUUUGAUGAUGUGGUUUUGCCUGCUUGCAUGUAUUUGCUCGAACGCAGUGGCUUGGAGCAUUCUGAACGUGGUAACCCUAUACGUGUCUGCAGGGCUAUUUCAUCAAUGAUUAAUUCUAACCAUGAUGAUGAUGGUCUUAUGGUGGGUCGCUAUGAUGGAGAGUAUAAAGACGGUGUAGCACCACAUGCUUGGACCGGGUCUGUUGCCAUAUUGGAACGUUACCUUACUGACGGGGGUCGGCCUGUAGAAUAUGGGCAAUGCUGGGUAUAUUCCGGACUCGUCGUCACCAUUUGCAGGGCUUUAGGUAUACCAUGUCGGUCAGUAACAAACUACGUGUCUGCCCAUGACACGAACCGCACAUACACCGUUGAUAAGUACUUUGACCGCGAUGGCAAUGAGGUACCCAACGGACCUGAUGAGGACUGCUAUGACUCAUGCUGGAACUUCCACGUAUGGAACGAUGUUUGGAUGACGAGGCCAGACUUACCACAAGGAUACAGUGGCUGGCAGAUCAUUGACUCUACACCUCAGGAAGAAGCUGAGUCAGUAUAUCACUGCGGACCGGCCAGUGUAGAAGCUGUACGUCGCGGUGAAGUAGGUUUCCAAUAUGACACGCCAUUCAUGUACUGUCAGCUCAAUGCGGAACUCUGCCACUUCCAAGAGGAAGAAAACUCUGAAUGGGGCUUUAUUAGGAUGGCAUCUAACCAAUACCAAGUUGGGCGAAAGAUUCUUACUAAGAAUCCUAAUCGUGAUGAUGAUGAAGGUGAAAGCGAUAUGCUGGAGAUCACGCAUGAAUACAAGACGGUAGACAGCUCAUCGCCUGAGCGUCUUGCGGUCAUAGCCUCUUGCCGUGGCUAUCAACGUCUGCAACAAUAUUAUGAAUACCCUGACCGUAACUACGAAGAUGUUUACUUUGAUCUCAUGGACAUUGAUAUUGUUCCGUAUGGACAACCCUUUGAUUGCACUAUGAACAUUCAGAAUAAAUCUCACGAAGAUCGUACGAUUUGGUGUGUAUUGACAGCAUCGUCUUGCUACUACACCGGCGCGAUUGCUUCUCGUCUGAGACGGGCUCAGGGAGAAUUUAUCGUUCGUGCUGGUCAACGUGAAGUUCUGAAGUUACAUGUCAGUCCGCAAGAAUAUAUGGACAAACUGGUAGACCAUUCAAUGGUAAAGGUGCAUGCUAUGGCUUACGUGAAACAGACUCGCCAGGCUUGGUCUGAUGAAGACGACUUCCCGCUACAUAAGCCCAGAUUGCAAGUUCAGGUCAGGAACCAGCCGUGCAUAGGACAGGAAUGCCCCAUUACAUUCAGCUUCCAGAACCCAUUGAAUGUUCACCUGACCGAUUGUUACUUUACCUUCGAGGGACCCGGUGUUCAGCGUCCACGACAGAUCAGGUUCCGCGACGUAAAGCCGGGUGAGUUCGUGAACUACCAGGAUAAGUUCGUUCCCCGCCGUCAUGGGGAGCGGCGUAUUGUGGUGACGUUCUCGUCCCGACAGAUGGACGAGAUCUUCGGCUGCACCAUGGUGAACGUGCGCGGCUAGCUAGUCCCCGGGCCUCGCGCGCUGACUCCCAGAGCCUCGCCGGGGCCUAUCUCACCGCCGCAGCUGCAAAUGGACCGCUCCUACACAUCGUACAUUGCUCCAGAUCAACACGUCUAUGUUCAAGAAGAGGAGGUCGUAGUCUUGAAGUCUAUUUGAACUGACGUGGCAGAGACUUUUCAUGAUUUUGUGUGUGUUGAACGUACAAGUGUUUUUCUUUUAUAUCUAACGACGUGGCUCUCAUUUGACGGACUUAACUGAUAUUUUUCGUAUUUGUGUGUCACAUAGCACGAUUCAUAUAUUAAUAAAAAAACAAAAAAAAACUUGAUUUUAAAAUACUGUUCACAUCUUUUUCACUGUGUGUUGUGAAAUGUAAUCAUUUGUAAUGUUAAGAAGAUAUAACCGAUGCUUCAAGUGCCAUUUCAUUUGCUAUCAAUUUAUUUUACUUUUAAGAUAUACAUAGGAGUAAGGGUUUAUAAAUAAUUUAAAGUGUUUAAUAAUAUUUUUACAACAAUUAAGUAAAUAAAAUAUAUCAAAAUCAUAUCUAUCUAAUACAUUGCACUGUGUUUGUGUGUUUUUGGGAUCUCAAAAAUAAAAAUCAUUCACUGCA